UACAAUUCUCUGGCCUCUUUUGGCAAUAGUGGGCUGUUUGGGCCUAUUGUGCUUAGUCAUUCACUUGGGAUACAUACUAAUUAAGCCCCUUUCCAGGUAUAGGUUUUAUACAUACAUUUAUACACACUUAAAUACAUACACUGUAGAUACCUAGAUUAAUACCCAUGCCUCGGAGUAGACUUCGUAUGAUUUCUGCUUUAGGGGGCGCAAUACGUGCCAUGUGUCACGUCCUCAUUGGUACACGAAGGCACGGUAAUUUUGCCCACAACAUUUGCCCCUCAAGAAGGGCAUUUCUGGAAACACAUUCCGGAGCUUUCAUAGGCGAUUUCCGGCGUGUUCCUACCACCAUCAGGCGAUUUCCGGCCACCAGGAGACUCAUCCUUUUCCUCGUCACACUCAUCCCGUUCUUCGCGAAACUCAUCUCGUUCUUCGCGAAACUCAUCCUGUUCUUCACCAAGUACUUCGCAGAUCUUUCAAGAGGAAGGAAUGAGCAAGCUAUCGGCGGCGGAUAUUGGGAAGGGCGAUAUGACCGAUUGGAUGGCGGACAUCUAUGAGGCCAAGAUGCAGAAAGCCAAGGCCGAGUUGGAGGAGAAGGUGAGUAUUCUCUUAGGUUGUCGUUUUUUUUUUCUUUUUUGCAAGUUAAACUUCUCCCGUCCAGCGUCUAUAGUGGACGUCUUUUUAGUGACGAGCCGAUAUCCUGAUAUCUGACCCGUGUUUGCUAAGGUAGGCCUCGUCACUUUUUAUUGACAGGCCCCUUAGUUAGCGAUUUUUCAAGUGACUCGUGAUUGAUAGAGUACGCCUCGUCAUUUUUGGGACGGGCGUCCUUUUUAAUGACGAGCCACUUUUCUGCGAUUGACUUGCCCUUGAUAAGGUACGCCUCGUCAUUUUUAAGACGGGCGUCCUUUUUAAUGGCGAGCCACUAUUUAUUGAGUGACUUGUG
Spinacia oleracea (spinach) is the source of this 940-nucleotide messenger RNA. RefSeq lists its product as uncharacterized. The record is from RefSeq and is a predicted model, not a curated record. NCBI's taxonomy places the organism in Eukaryota, Viridiplantae, Streptophyta, Magnoliopsida, Caryophyllales, Amaranthaceae. The transcript is spliced from 3 exons. Bases 165 to 554 code for a protein of 129 amino acids.